CACAUGAGAUCACAAACUACUGUAAAUUACAGUUAGCUUCUGUUUGCCGCCAAAGGCCUUUCGGUGAUGUCUUUUUCCUCAAACUACUACUGCAACUUACUCAAGCUCUGCAGCCAAGCGGGAAGCCAUGCGCAAGCCAAGAAGCUCCAUUGCUACAUUAUCAAAACCGUGACUAAUCCCGAAACCUUUCUUCUCAACAAUCUCGUUACUACUUACGGCAGAUUGGGCAACUUAAGCUAUGCCCGCCAUGUGUUCGACCAAAUCCCUCACCGAACCCUUUUCUCAUGGAAUGCCAUUCUCUCCGUUUACUCGAAAUCGGGUCACAUUUCUGAGAUGCAAGAUAUCUUCAAUCGGAUGCCGAGCCGAGAUGGGGUGUCUUGGAAUUCAGUUAUUUCGGGGCAUGCGUCAUGUGGCUUCGUUGCUGAGGGUGUCAAAGUUUAUAGCUUGAUGUUAAGGGACGGGCCGGAUAAUUUGAACCGGAUUACUUUCUCCACGAUGCUUGUGCUUUCGUCGACUCAGGGAUGUGUGAACUUGGGUCGACAGCUUCAUGGGCAGAUAGUGAAAUUUGGGUUUGAAUCGUAUGUAUUUGUUGGUAGUCCUUUGGUGGACAUGUACUCGAAAGCGGGGUUAAUUUUGGAUGCAAAGCGGGUUUUUGAUUCAAUAUCAGAGAGAAAUGUGGUUAUGUAUAAUACGCUUAUCACCGGGCUUUUACGGAGUGGAUUGAUCGAAGAAUCUGAAUGUUUGUUUUGUGAAAUGCCUGAAAAAGAUUCAAUUUCGUGGACCACAAUGAUUAGCGGGCUUAACCAAAAUGGUGCAGGCGGAAAAGCACUUGCUAAGUUUAGAGAAAUGAGAUUGCAAGGCUUAAGCAUGGAUCAAUAUACAUUUGGUAGUGUACUGACCGCGUGUGGAAGCCUAUCUGCCUUGGAAGAGGGCAAGCAAGUUCAUGCGUAUAUCAUUAGGACUGAUUUUAUAGAUAACAUCUUUGUUGGUAGUGCUCUUGUUGACAUGUAUUGCAAAUGUAGAAUCAUAAAAUCUGCGGAAACAGUUUUCAAGAGAAUGAGCCGCAAGAAUGUAGUAUCGUGGACUGCAUUGCUUGUGGGUUAUGGACAAAAUGGGUACGGUGAAGAAGCUGUAAGAAUUUUUUGUGAUAUGCAGAGAAGCGGGGUUGAACCAGAUGAUUUUACCCUGGGAAGCGUAAUUAGCUCAUGUGCCAACCUAGCAAGCUUAGAAGAAGGUGCCCAGUUCCAUGGCCAAGCUCUAGCUUCAGGUUUGAUGUCUUUUGUUACAGUUUCAAAUGCACUGGUCACAUUAUAUGGUAAAUGUGGGAGCAUCGAAGACUCCCAUAGGCUGUUUGAUGAGAUGAAAAUCAGGGACGAAGUCUCGUGGACGGCCUUGGUUUCAGGGUAUGCCCAGUUUGGAAAAGCUUAUGAGACAAUUGAGUUGUUUGAAAGGAUGUUAGCCCAUGGUUUGAAACCCGAUGGAGUUACUUUCAUAGGGGUUCUUUCAGCUUGCAGUAGAGCAGGACUAGUGGAGAAAGGGCAUCAGUAUUUUGAAUCAAUGGUAAAAGAACAUGGAAUUUCACCAAUUAUGGAUCACUACACUUGCAUUAUUGAUCUUCUCAGCCGAGCUGGAAGAUUAGAAGAAGCAAAAAGCUUCAUAAAUAAGAUGCCAUUCCGUCCUGAUGCAAUUGGUUGGGCCACCUUGUUGAGCUCGUGUAGACUUCAUCAUAAUAUGGAAAUUGGUAAAUGGGCAGCUGAAUCUCUUCUAGAAUUAGAGCCCCAGAAUGCUGCAAGCUAUAUCUUGCUCUCAAGCAUCUAUGCUGCCAAAGGGGAAUGGGAUGAGGUGGCCAAAUUGAGGAGAGGAAUGAGGGAUAAGGGGGCUAGAAAGGAACCAGGGUGCAGUUGGAUCAAAUAUAAGAACAGAGUGCACAUCUUUUCAGCAGAUGACCAAUCAAGUCCAUUUUCGGAUCAGAUAUAUGCUAAGCUGGAGGAACUGAAUAGAAAAAUGAUAGAAGAGGGGUAUGCGCCAGAUAUGAGUUCUGUUCUUCAUGAUGUUGAGGAAUCAGAAAAGAUGAAGAUGCUUAAUUACCACAGUGAGAAGCUUGCAAUUGCGUUUGGAUUGAUAUUUCUUCCUCCUGCCCUUACCAUACGAGUAGUUAAAAACCUUCGAGUGUGUGGGGAUUGCCACAAUGCCACUAAAUACAUUUCCAAGAUCACCAAGAGAGAGAUUCUUGUAAGAGAUGCUGUCCGGUACCAUCUAUUUAAAGACGGAACUUGUUCAUGCGGAGAUUUCUGGUGAUGAGAUUGUGAGUGUCAAAAGCUGCUGGAGAGGAUUGUAAACCAUAUCAUUUCCUUGAUUUGAGAAGAUAUUUGUUACACAAAUGCAAUUGAGAGCUGUUGUGCAUGAAGCGACUAUCCUGUUGGAACUUUCUUUUUAUCUGAGCUUCUGAAUCCUUGCAAGGUUAUGAACUGGAAAUGUUUUUAUCUCAAGAUUCCAACAGCUGUGCUCAAGCUCCAAAGAAGGAGGAUCUCAUCACUUGAAGAUGAGUCAUCUUGAGCUUCUUGUUGGUUCUGCAUUACGUUAAAGAUGAGCUGUUAAAUAUAAAUUUAGGGGUGUGCUAUCCACACACCCCUUUUUACUUCUCCCACACCCCUUGUUAAUUUUUGUCCUUUGAUCUUCUUCAAUUCAUCCAAUCCGACGGCCGAAAAUUAAAAGGGUGUGAGAGAAGUAAAAAGGGGUGUGUGGAUAUCAUAUCCCUAAAUUUAUCAUUGAUGCAGAUUCGGGAAGAAUUCAAAGUCCAAGAAGAAUUACCUGCAACUGACCACAGAUCUCAAUAACUUCAGCUGGAGGUGCCCAAUCACCGAAGUUCCUCUCAAUAAACUGUUUCCCUCCACCAAGUGCUUUGAAGAAUUCCAUUCCCCGAUCAUACAAUACAACACCACCCCAAUAUCGAGGCCAGAAGUCUUUUAUCUGCAUCAAAACAAUACGUCAUCCAAAGUUAAUGGUAAGAGCUGGAAAUUAAAUGUAGUUAUACCUCUGACUCCAAAUGCUCAUGAAGAACUGCAAAUAGUUGAACUCCCAGUGAAUCAAAUAUGGGUUUUUUGGCAUAUAGCUGGUGAGCUUCUGCCCUACACAUGAUGCACCUGUUUCAAGUUCAAUAUAUACAAAAGAACUUAGUUUCAAGAAAGUGCUCAUACUUUGACGUAGAAUUACUGAAUUAGAUAUAGCUUUUGGAAAACUCUAUUUUUCACGGUAGAGUCGAGCCAACUUUUCACGGUCAUACAUUAUUUUUGUCUGUUUCAUGUACUUCCUUUUGGAUCGUAAGGCAAGGAUAACAUCCUAUAGCAAUAUACUUGCAUCAUGUGUCUCUUCAUUUUAAUUUAUGAAUCUCUGUCUUUAAAGUGUCUUAUAUUUACUUAAUACACCCCUAUAUGAAGGUUAUGAUCAAUGAUACCUCCUACUUGUCUGAGUUCAUGACAGAAAAUUUAGCACUUAACAUAGUGGACAAUACCAGGAUCUGUUAAAUGAAGAAAUGUUGUAACGAAGAGGAAAAGAUUUACCCUGGACGUCGAAUGCAGAGAAUCACUGCUGGUUUGUUUCUCCACAGUUCUGAAGCCUUCAUCGGAGGUGUUUUGGUUUUCACCAAAUGCUCCAUUCCAAUCUUAUACUCUGGUGUCAACUUCUGAACCGAGAUGUUUUCAAUGGUAGAGUAUGGUGCAACUUUGUCAACUACAGGAGCAGGUUGUAUACAACCACAUAAUCUAGGAUCGGCUGGCUCCAUAGCAACGAUCCCUUUGAAGAUGUAUCCAUCUUUGAUCUUAAAACUUGCCAGUGAUUGUUCUAGAGAUUUGCUGUUAAUUGAACUAGUUCUUGUUGUUAAUUUACUCUGGAUCUUUUGAGAGUUAACAGAUUGAAAACUCCUUUGAAUGCUAGUAUUUUUCGACGGUAAGCCCAUUCUUUCUGUUGCAGCAGGGGUAGGAUGAGACUUUGGUAGGUGAUCUGCACAAGCACUAGUUCUGUCCAUGAAACGGGCAAUAUGACCACGCUUCAUGCCAAACUGAGAAGAAAGAUCUACAGUGCUUAAGCUAAUUAGCUCGGACAGACAUUUCCCACUGGUCUCGAGCCUAUCUCCAUAUUGCAUCAAAGCACGGUCGUGCAGUAUUCAUGAUCUUCAAGGUCGGUACAUCAUCCCAGCCUUCGUCUAACAGCUUCGGAAUCAUUCCUUUCAGAACCCCAUCCCCAACAAACUCCUCUAUCGAAAAAGAAGCCAUUUCCGAAGAAAUCAGAGAAUGUUCCAACAAAUCAGUUCUUACUCGAUCGAGUCUGUAUGUAGAAAUGAAACCCUAUUGGUGUUAGGCUCAGCUACUCAAGAUCAAGGCAUAUAUAGAGGCCUGAGAUCAUAAAAAAUGUUGAGUUUUUCAAAAGCAUCUCAUGCCGGCAAUGCAAGUGAUGUAAAAGUUUAGUUCAUAUUAUUAUGUUGGAGACAAAGAUGCGUGUAUAAAUGUUGUAUUAGGUUGUAAGAUGGAGGCUAAUUACAAAAGCUAGAAACAAUAUUAUUGGACAUCAAAGUAUUGGUCAAAGGACAACAUUUGAUAUU
Malus domestica (apple) is the source of this 4597-nucleotide messenger RNA. NCBI's taxonomy places the organism in Eukaryota, Viridiplantae, Streptophyta, Magnoliopsida, Rosales, Rosaceae. The record is from RefSeq and is a predicted model, not a curated record.